Molecule: messenger RNA, 1002 nt
Organism: Hyaloperonospora brassicae
Lineage: Eukaryota; Oomycota; Peronosporomycetes; Peronosporales; Peronosporaceae
Source: the annotation of a GenBank genome assembly
AUGCGUCCCCAGCACUCAGUCCGACCUCGGAAGGGAGAAACACGUGAGCAGGCCAUGUCUCGGCUAUCGGAGCAGCACUCGGAUCACGCGUGCGAGCUCGUGUGGCACGAGGAUCUUCGCAGACCCAAGAAACCAGCAACAAAGCGUCCGAAGAAAACAGACUCCAUCGGGUCCCGCCCGAUGCUCGAGGGUGACAAGACGACCCGUUUACAGUUUGCCUUUUACCCCGUGGUUCGAGACUUCGAUGUCAGGCGUCUCGAGUCAGCUGCGACGAUCUUCGACGUGGACAUGUACAACUGGGAAGACGUGACGACCAUUCUCUCGAAUCAGUGCGCUGACGCUAUCGAGGGUCUGAUUGGAAUGGAUGCAGGUCACCGGUGCAACUCACUCGUCAUGCUCAAAGAGCAUUUGCGACGUGUCGCCUAUCUGAUGCUGUCCACGAAGCUCGCCAGUACCGGCUCCCCCGCGCAGACCUGUCUUACUAGUCAAUGGCACUCCCUGCUCCGUCUGGUCAACGAUAUCGAGCUACCAGCUCCGCUAGUGGAAGUGAUUGAUCUGUUCGGUAACUUUGAGACUCCGAAUGAGUUGUGGCGUUUAUCAGGUCUUCCUGGAAAAGUGACGGAGCUGAUCUGGAACGCACACCUUACUGUCCGACCCCGGGCGGUUCUUGUGAUCGAUAGAUCGAGUGUGGCUGCCUUGUCAGACCGAUACAUGAGCCAAUUGGUUGCUCAGCCCAUAAUGGUGACAACUGCUGAUGGGGAUGAUGCAAUGUCGUUGCGACUUGCUCCUACUUUCGACUUGAACGAUGCCACUGCUGUCGAUGCGUUUGCGGUACUUCUAGAAGGAGGAACCAAUGUCGGACAACGCGAUGAAUUUGUCGGACGUCACCGUCUGUACCAGUUCUUCGUGGCCGGCGUCUUCCCCGAUACGACGCAGCAAAGAAAACAGUUGGAAUUGAUUUUGAGCGCAUCUUUGGCUCUCCCCUCUUGUUCCAGGACCUGA